AUGUACCAUGUUCCGUUGGUACCGCGCGAUACUGGACGAGAGGAAACUGUAUUCCGAAUAGAUCAAUCGCUCAAGAAGUUAAUGAAGGUUUCCGAUGAUGUAUUCAACAAAGUCGAAGAAAGAAUAGUAAGACUUCAUCAAAAAGCGGAAAAAAUUGACAAACGGACAGAGUUAUUGGAAAAAAAGUUGGAGCAAUUGCAAGGGUCCGACAACGUCAUUACAUUUGUUCUUCCACGUCAACUUCCAAAAGUUCCUAUCUCGGAAGAAUCACCAUCGGCAUCACUUUUCCAAAUAAAUGUUGAUUCGGAGAACUUGGCGGACUCUAACCAUCUUCCCGUGUUUCGAAGAGCGGAUGAUCAUAUUCUCCGUCCUUGUGAACCGAUUGACUUCACGUUCGAGCUCAAAAAAGCUGAUAAGUUCUUCUUGACGAGUCAGGUGAUGAGAGAAUACGAUCAGAAAGGUUGGGAACGAUACAAAAAACGGUUGACGAGUGGUCUCCGUGACCUUCCUCUAUUUCGCGAUGAUAUGAAUAUCGCGGAAUUGUUUUAUGCGGGUACCUCCAUACCUGCUUUUGUUGGCGUCACCGGUGAUUUCUCUCAGCGUCAUCUAGAUGCAGAUGAUGGAACAUCAACAAGAAGAAGUGGGCGUAACGAAGAAAUACUAAACUCCAGACUUCACGAACAACUUCUGGAAGAUACCGCUUUGAGUAAUAGGUUGAUGGCAGAUGACACCGUGGACGAUGACCAUCCACUAGCAUUCCGAAUCGAACAAAAUGUUAAUGAUAGGAAAUCUAUGGUAGAUUUACCAGAUAGUUUGCCGAACUUGAAAGGACACGCUCACGAUUUCACUCUUCGAGAUUUGGGAAUCGAUGAAGACCUCCUACCAGAUCUUACUGAUGACUCAUCAUCAUUGUUGGCCCUCGACAUCCAAACCUCUCAAUUUUCCCCCCAACCAACGUCUGUUUCGGAACCACCAACUCUACCAAUAUCACCACCUGAAACUCUAGUGGUGGAACUUCCACCUGUAGCUACAGUAAUUAUGGUUCCUCCAACUGUUUCCAUCCCUCCACCACCUCCACCCCCUCCUCCACCGCCUCCACCACCUCCGCCUCCUCCAUCUGCUGUGCCUCAGACCCCAGAUGCUUUCACACAAUCUACAGCUUCCUCUGUAACAUUUAGUCCCACAAAAUCGGUAGAUGGUGGAAGAUCUGAUCUAAUGGCUGCCAUUCGCGCUGCUGGAGGAGCAAGUAAUGCAAAGUUGAGUAAAAUCACAGAGAGACAAGUCAAGCGCAAAGGAAAGUUUGAUGGAAUUCUGGAAUCUUCUGCGCUUGGAGGGAAAGGAAGUACUGGAACACCUGGUGCAGUUCGUACUCCUCCUGGCGGAGGAGAUCUUAUGUCCGCACUAUCUAAGGCAUUAGACGCCAGGAGAAAAGCGAUCAAUGGGCAGAAUGAUCGAUCAUCCACGUCAUCAUCUCAUGUUGCUACGAAUUCCGUUCCAGCUCCUCCUCAUUUCAGUGAUGACGAAUGGAACUGA
This is a messenger RNA of Caenorhabditis remanei, 1533 nucleotides long. RefSeq lists its product as uncharacterized. The transcript has 4 exons. Lineage: Eukaryota; Metazoa; Nematoda; Chromadorea; Rhabditida; Rhabditidae. The record is from RefSeq and is a predicted model, not a curated record. Gene Ontology annotation, molecular function: alpha-tubulin binding; gamma-tubulin binding; actin binding. Bases 1 to 1533 code for a protein of 510 amino acids. Gene Ontology annotation, biological process: exocytosis; endocytic recycling; Arp2/3 complex-mediated actin nucleation. Gene Ontology annotation, cellular component: early endosome; recycling endosome; WASH complex.